GGCCUCUGCAGGGGUCGGCCUAAGAGGAGAGAGAGAGGGCACCCGAAUGUUAGUGAGAGUCCUGCACUUCCUCAGCCUGUCCCGCCCUCGGCUGCUUUCUCCUUCCUCACUGUCUCCCCUGUGUUUUGUUUGCCUGGCACAAUGACUGUAGGGAACAUGGAGCGAGCUGAGCUGUUUGAUGCCGGGAGCAAAGGUCGAGGCUUGAGGGCUGCCAAAGAGCUCAACACGGGGGAAGUGAUCUUCUCCGAGCCCAGCUUUGCAGCUGUGGUCUUCGACAGUUUGGCCACCCAGGUGUGCCACAGCUGCUUCCGCCAUCAGGCCAAUCUGCACCGCUGCGCUCAGUGCAAGUUUGCCCACUACUGCGACCGAACCUGCCAGACCGCGUGCUGGAACGAGCACAAGCAGGAGUGUGGCGCCAUCAAGAAGCUCGGCAGCGCGCCCAGCGAGAAUAUUCGCUUGGCAGCUCGUGUGCUGUGGCGUAUGCACAAGGACACGGGCAUCGCUUCCGACAGUCAGCUGAUCUCUGUUGACCAACUGCAGGAGCAUGUGGCCGACCUGGCCGCCGAAGACUUUAAGCAGCUCCGGGCUGACGUGCACAAGUUCCUUCAGUACUGGUCUUACGGGACGAGGCAGCACUCUGUCGACUAUAUCUCACACAUCUUUGGCAUCAUCAAGUGUAAUGGAUUCACCCUGAGUGACCAAAGAGGGCUGCAGGCUGUGGGUGUGGGUCUUUUUCCCAACCUGUGCCUGGUCAACCAUGACUGCUGGCCUAACUGCACCGUCAUCCUCAACCACGGGAAGUACGUAUCCGAAAACCUACACCAUCCGGUCCUUUUCUGUCCCAGGAUUGAGCUACGGGCUCUGGGGAAAAUCCCUGAGGGAGAAGAGCUGACCGUGAGCUACGUGGACUUCCUGAACCUUUCGGCUGACCGCCAGAAGAAGCUGAAGGAGCGUUUCCACUUUGACUGCACCUGUGAGCACUGCAGCAAGCACAUCGAGGAUGACCUGAUGACAGCGGGUGCAGACAGCAAACCAUCUGCGGAUAAGGUAAAGGAGGUAACAGUCUUCAGUAAGGAGUCUUUGGAGAAGAUUGAGAAGUCACGCAUUGAGGGAGAUUACAAUGAGGUGCUGAAGUUGUGUUAUGAGUGUCUGCAGAAGCAGGAGAAUGUCCUGGCAGAUACUAACCUGUACAAGCUGCGAGUGCUCAGCUUCGCCAGCGAGGUCCUGUCAUACCAGCGGUCCUUCGCCAAGGCAGCAGACUACGCCCACAGGAUGGUGGAGGGAUACAGGAAGUUGUACCACCCCAAUAACGCCCAGCUGGGUAUGGCCAUUAUGCGGGCAGGUGUCACCCACUGGCAUGCAGGGCAGAUCGAGGAGGGCCACAGCCUGAUCUGUCAGGCCUACCGCAUCCUGAUGGUCACCCAUGGACCCAACCACGCCAUCACCAAAGACCUGGAGGGGAUGCGCACACAGACCGAGCUGGAGCUGAAGAUGUUUAAGCAGAACAAGGCUGCGUACCAAACCAUGAGGGACGCUGCACUGAAGCACUGAACACCAGAAACCUUCACCGCUGAUGCUCCCAUCUUAACUGUCCGCUGACAUGUACAUACCGAGUCCCCUAAAGCUCUGCAAACAGCCCCUGAGCAGAGAUUGAUCUGAUUGCAAAGCUGCAGCUUGUAAUGCAAUAUGCUGCAUGUAUGUACAAUAAAAGUGGAGAUACAUGUGCUGUAA
Molecule: messenger RNA, 1731 nt
Organism: Neolamprologus brichardi
Lineage: Eukaryota; Metazoa; Chordata; Actinopteri; Cichliformes; Cichlidae
Source: RefSeq, a predicted model, not a curated record